This is a messenger RNA of Cheilinus undulatus (humphead wrasse), 2961 nucleotides long. RefSeq names its product zinc finger protein OZF-like. The record is from RefSeq and is a predicted model, not a curated record. The transcript has 2 exons. NCBI's taxonomy places the organism in Eukaryota, Metazoa, Chordata, Actinopteri, Labriformes, Labridae. Gene Ontology annotation, cellular component: nucleus. Gene Ontology annotation, molecular function: RNA polymerase II cis-regulatory region sequence-specific DNA binding; DNA-binding transcription factor activity, RNA polymerase II-specific. Bases 86 to 1516 code for a protein of 476 amino acids. Gene Ontology annotation, biological process: regulation of transcription by RNA polymerase II.
ACAAGAAGAUGGAGAAGAAGCAGCCCUGUCUCUGUGGUUUAUUAACUUCUAAACAUCAGUGCCAUAUUAUCUGACACUCACGUUUAUGUUCGGAGAAGGAGGGAAGACUAUCAAGUGUCUCAGUGCGGAACAAACCACAAGACUGUCAGAAAACGGAGCUUCAGUGUGUUUGGACGGAAGCGUGCUAACGGAGCUAGCCUGCAAGCUAACAACAGUUAGCAUGGAGGAACUGAAGAAAAACAUCCACGGAGAAAUCCAGGAGGUGGUGGUGAAAGAUGAAGAGAUUUUCUGUGAGCAUCAGGAGAGGAACACCAGUCUGGACCAAGAGGAGCCAUCAGAAGCAGCACAGAUUAAAGAGGAGCAGGAGGAACUGUGGAUCAGUCAGGAGAGAGAACAGCUUCAAGGAGCAGAGGAGGAGGAUAUUAAUGUGUUCACAUUUAGUCCUGUUGCUGUGAAGACUGAAGAAGCGGAUGGAGAGAAACCUCAGACCUCACAGCUUUAUGAAAACCAAAGUAGAGACAGCAGAGACAGAGAGUUUUUGAAAACAGAAGCUGAUGGAGAGGGCUGGAAAGCAUCCUCAGCAGACAGAGACUUCAAGGCAGACAGUUAUUUACAUCCAGUUACUCCUGGUGAGACUUUAGACCUUUCUGAAUCUGAUACUGAUGACAGUGCUGAUUUUGAGGAGAGUGAUGAACCUCAGGAAGGUUUAAAUCAUCUGCAAACCAAAGAUGGAAGUGUAGGUGAUUUGAAACUUUACACAGGAAAUGCAUCAGAUAACUCUGAAUGUGCUCCAGACUUUGAUCAAAAGACACAGCAGAAGCAGCACCAAGGAGAUAAUCUACUGGGCUGUUCAUUUUGUGGUAAAACAUACCUGUGCAAGAAAAAUUUAAAACACCACAUGUUGCGUCAUUCAGCAGAAAAACGUUUCAGCUGCUCAGUUUGUCAGAAAAGUUUUCUCUGGAAAGUAGAGAUGGUGAGGCACAUGAGAGUCCACACAGGAGAGAAACCACUGAGUUGUUCGGUUUGUGGUAAAAGUUUUUCUUGUCAUGGAAAUCUGAAAAUACACUCCACUACUCACACAGGGGAGAAACCGUUUAGCUGUUCAUUUUGUGGUAAAAGUUUUUCUCAACAUGUAAGUCUGAGAAACCACUCUGUUAUCCACACAGGGGAGAAACCGUUUAGUUGUUCGGUCUGUGGUAAAGGUUUUUCUCAACAUAGCAGUCUAAAGAGACACUCUGUUGUCCACACAGGGGAGAAACAGUUUAGUUGUACAGUCUGUGGUAAAAGUUUUUCUCAACAUGAGAGUCUUAGAAAGCACUCUGUCAUCCACACAGGGGAGAAACCAUUUAGUUGUUCAGUUUGUGGAAAAAGUUUUUCUCAAAAUGGAAGUCUGACAUUGCACUCUCUUGUCCACACAGGGGAGAAACCGUUUAGUUGUUCAGUUUGUGGAAGAAGUUUUUCUCAAAAUGGAAGUCUGAAGAGACAUUCUGUCGUCCACACAAGGGAAACAGUUUAGUUGUUCAGUUUGUAAAAAGUUUUUAGAAGCAACCUUUAUUUAUACUCAAGAUAUCAUUGAGGGGCACCCUUAUUUACAAUGAUGUCGAGUCAAUUACAGAAGAAAUUCAGAGAAUACAAAUCAAUAGAAACAGAGGAGAAACUGACAACAGGGCAUUAACAUCAUCAGACUGGUGAUGAUGAAAUGACUAUAAAGGUCACACUUUCUUAAACCCAUUACAGACACAAGGUUGGGGGUUUAAAACAACAUUUCUAAAAAGCCCAAAAGGUAAAAACUUUGUAAAUCUUAAGCAGCUGCUGUAACUGUUGCAUAAGUCAGAAGCAGAAUAGGAAAAGGCAGUCUUUCCCAGUUCAGAUGUGAGUCGUGGAACAUGCAAAAGCAGCUGGCCAGAGGAGCGUUUAUGAUGUUGAUCGUUAGAAGAGCGAUGGAGAGUUUUAGUGAGGUAAGAUGGUAAUUUUUCUAAAAGGGCUUUAUGAAUAAAAAUGCGCCAGUGAAAAUUUAAUCUCAUUUGUAGAGAAGACCAGCCAACUUUACGAAAUAAAAUGCAAUGCUGUGUGUUAAAAGGAUUACCGGUGAUAAAUCUUAAUGCAGACUGAUAAACAGAGUCAAGCCGUUUGAGGGUUGUAGGGCUGCGUGUCUGUAAAUAACAUCACCACAGUCAAGGACUGACAUGAAAACAGCCUCCACAAAACCUACAGAACAUAGGGAAGUUCAAUUUAUUCCUUAUUUAUUUUUCUUUAUUUAUACCCACUUUUUGCAGAAGUCGGCCAAAAAGAUCAUUGAUAUGAAGAUUAAAAGUCAUUUUAUCAUCAGUCAAAAUACCUAUACUGUGUUUCUCGCUACGAUUUUCACAUCAUUCUGGUCAACUGCUUUUAAUCUGGAGAAGAGCAUUAAUUUUUUUUUUUUUCUGCAUUUAGGACCAGUUUUAGACCAUUGAAAUUUUCUUGUUACAUGUUAAAUGGCUGUUGCAGCAUAUUAAAAUCAGAUGGUACAUUUUCUCCAAUACAGUACAGAACUGUCUCAUCUGCAUACAGAUGUGCGUGGUAGUUGUCCAUACAAGGGAAACCAUUUUGUUGCAGUUUUAAUGGCAGAACACUGAUUUAGCUUUAAGUUGUCGAAUACCAAAGUGUUUUAGUUAGAGCAGAGAAAAUGACUCUAUAAAAUACACAGGCAAAGUCCAAAAUUAGCUGUUUUAAAUUGUAAUUUGAAGACUAGUUUACUCAAUUUUCUGUCCUUGGAACACAAUAUAUUUGGACUGUGUGGUCUCUCUGAGUGUGUAGCCAGUCUCUUGUGUGUUAAAGAUAAUAUUUAUAAACAUUUUCACUGAUGAUCAAAGCUACGUAAGGAUUGGGCCGGAUUUUACAGGCUUGUCUCCACACAGUACGCCGCCGUUAUGUGAUUAUCAUAAUUUAGAGUUGUUUAUUUCUGCAAUUAUUUUUUAAUUU